AUGACAGAACACAAGUUGCCAGUACAGCAGCUGGCAAUUCUCUCCAUUUGCCGAUUUGCUGAGCCUAUUGCGCUCACAUCAGUGUUCCCUUACCUUCCUGAGAUGAUGGAGUCCUUUGGCAUCCCGCAGAAUGAUAUCGCUCGUUGGGCAGGCAUCACCUCGACCAUCUUUUCCAUGUGCCAAGCGUCCACAGCCCUCUUAUGGGGAGCCGCUUCGGACCGUAUUGGUAGAAAACCGAUCAUAUUGUUGGGGUUGUUCAAUACCAUGUGGACGAUGCUGAUGUGGGGCUUUUCAACAAACCUGCCCAUGGCUUUGACGGCGCGGGCGUUGCAAGGCUUGGGAAACGGAAAUGUUGGCAUACUGAGGACGACGGUAGCGGAACUUUGUCCAUGGAAAGAGCUUCAGCCCCGGGCUUUCUCGAUCAUGCCGUUAGUGUAUACAGUUGGUGCUAUAUUUGGGCCGAUGCUUGGAGGAGCAAUGUCGAACCCGCUCCGGGUUAAUCCGCGGAGGCCCCGUGGAGACGCUUUUCUCGAAAAGUUUCCCUAUGUCCUCCCAAACAUUGUAGCAGCAGCUUUUUUCACGAUUGGCAUCGUGGUGGGUUGGCUGUUUCUGCAGGAAUCUCUCGAGAACAAGAAAGGUCGUCAGGAUCUAGGCUUGAGAACAGGGACCAGACUCGUCACAUCAUUUCGCAAGAUCUUCUGCAUACCAAAGACAUCAGGCUACUCUCGUUCAGAACAAGAGCCCUUACUCGGUCCUCAAAAGGCGAUGGAUUCUCUUCCAACCGGCGAAGCGACCAGCAUAGUCAAACAAGAUUCCCCAAAGGUCCGCGAUGUGCUAUCGUACCAAACCACCCUGAACCUGGUGGUGUAUACUCUACUAGCAUUGUAUUCGAUUGCGUUCGAUCAGUUGUUGCCAGUCUUCAUGCAUCAUCCUUCCCAAUCUACAAAUGAUACCAAUGUGUCCCUUCCCUUGAAAUUUUCAGGUGGUUUUGGGAUUGAUUCUAGGCGCAUUGGUGCAAUCUUUACCUUGUUCGGGGUGACGUCCACCCUAUGUCAGUUUCUGCUAUUUCCACCGCUCGCCCGCACACUAGGAGUUUUGCGUUGCCUUCGCAUUUCAUUUCAUAUAUUUCCGGUUGUCUAUUUCGUAACACCCUUUGUCAGUCUUAUUCCUGAUCAAACAACAAAAGAGGUCGUCUUGGUGGCUUUACUCAUGAUCAGAGGUGUUGCAGGAACCUUUGCGUUUCCAACAUCAACUAUCAUGCUUACCAACAGUGCGCCUAGCUUGCGUCUGCUGGGAACAAUCAACGGAGUGGCUACGUCGGUGUCAGCUAUUGGUCGUGCAAUAGGUCCGGCGGUCGGGGGUGGAUUGUUCACAUGGGGUGUCAAACGUGGAUAUGUCAUCGUGCCUUUCUGGGCCCUGUCCGCCAUCUCGCUGUUAGCGUCGAUUCCAACAUGGUGGCUGGUGGAGGGUAAGGGGUUUGGAGAUGAUGCCGACUCGGACACAGAAAGUAUUGCAUCGAGCACAGAAGAAGAGUCAGAAGCGGAAAAUGCCAGACCGAUGUCUAUCUCCAAAGGCGACGAGGCAUUGGAUUCGGAGUCUGAGUUUGGGGAGGUUGGAGAACCCAGAGUGAGUCGAACUCAUUCCAGCCCACGAUCUAGCACGGCUUGGAUGCCUGACGAUAACGAUGGCGACGAUUCUGAUGAGGAAUCGAAUGUGGGACGAAGAAGGCACCCGAAACAUGUAGAUAGUGCCCGGAGGCGUAGGACGUUAGAGAGAACAUCGUCGGUGCCGAUUGGUAUGGGCCGGGGAUUUAGGCGGUAUAGCUCGAACUUGGGGAGCACGGGAGUUGGAGGUAGCGGUACAAGUUGGGGCGGAACCUGA
Dothidotthia symphoricarpi CBS 119687 is the source of this 1881-nucleotide messenger RNA. Its product is annotated as MFS general substrate transporter. The transcript has 4 exons. The record is from RefSeq and is a predicted model, not a curated record. Lineage: Eukaryota; Fungi; Ascomycota; Dothideomycetes; Pleosporales; Dothidotthiaceae. Gene Ontology annotation, biological process: transmembrane transport. Bases 1 to 1881 code for a protein of 626 amino acids. Gene Ontology annotation, molecular function: transmembrane transporter activity.